UCUGCUCUCCCUCCAACAGAAAAAGAUGGAUAAAGGAGAGUACAAUGAUCCUCAGAGUUUUGCGACUGACGUCAGGUUAAUGUUCUCCAACUGUUACAAGUACAAUCCUCCAGACCAUGAGGUGGUGGCCAUGGCCCGCAAGCUGCAGGAUGUGUUUGAGAUGCGUUUCGCAAAGAUCCCAGACGAGGGCCUUGAGGCGUCGGUCCCGUCUACGACGCCGUUGGUCAGUAAAAGCACCGCCUCCUCUGACAGCAGCAACAACUCCUCCUCCGACGAAUCGUCCGACUCCGAGGAGGAGCGAGCCACGCGAUUGGCAGAGCUACAGGAGCAGGUUCUCUAUAUAAAAAUGUCUUUGUACCGCUGUCCUGUUCCGAACCCCUGCCCACCCCCUGAACCUCCUUCACCCCCCGCCUAA
Messenger RNA from Xiphias gladius (swordfish), 415 nucleotides. RefSeq names its product bromodomain-containing protein 3-like. Gene Ontology annotation, cellular component: nucleus; chromatin. The transcript has 3 exons. Bases 26 to 415 code for a protein of 129 amino acids. Gene Ontology annotation, biological process: regulation of DNA-templated transcription; chromatin remodeling. The record is from RefSeq and is a predicted model, not a curated record. NCBI's taxonomy places the organism in Eukaryota, Metazoa, Chordata, Actinopteri, Istiophoriformes, Xiphiidae.